CUGUGUCAGUCUGACACUGGAGUAGCCUGGAGUACAGCAUAGAACACUUGUUCUUGCCUGGAUGAGCCCUGUAUUACAUCCAACGGUGGAUUUGUAAAAAUGAUGGAAGUUCAGUCCAGGUUACACCCUGAUAUUCCAGAGAAUGGGGAGCUACCUCCUAUGGAAGUCAAUGGCAAUUGUGUCCCUCAGGAGAGUGGGGGAGAGGAUGAAAAACCAGUCUCCAAUCUGCAGAGGAGACGCAGUGAUGUCAAAGUAUACAAAGAAAUUUGUGACUUCUAUGCCCGAUUCAACAUGGCAAACGCUCUGGCAAAUGCGAUGUGUGAGCGCUGCCGAUCUGGCUUUGCUCCAGCAGAGAAGAUUGUGAACAGUAAUGGAGAGCUGUACCAUGAGCAGUGCUUUGUGUGUGCCCAGUGCUUUCAGCAGUUUCCAGAGGGACUCUUUUAUGAGUUUGAGGGGAGAAAGUACUGUGAACAUGAUUUCCAAAUGCUGUUUGCACCCUGCUGCCAUCAGUGUGGUGAAUUCAUCAUUGGUCGUGUUAUCAAAGCAAUGAAUAACAGCUGGCACCCUGAAUGCUUCCGUUGUGACCUCUGUCAGCAAGUCCUAGCAGACAUUGGAUUUGUGAAAAAUGCAGGCAGACACCUUUGUCGUCCAUGUCACAAUCGAGAGAAGGCCAGGGGACUGGGGAAGUACAUUUGCCAAAAGUGUCAUGCAAUUAUUGAGGAGCAGCCUCUAAUAUUCAAGAAUGAUCCGUAUCACCCUGACCACUUUAACUGUGCCAACUGUGGUAAGGAGCUCACAGCUGAUGCCCGUGAGCUGAAAGGAGAGCUCUACUGCCUACCCUGCCAUGACAAAAUGGGUGUGCCCAUCUGUGGAGCAUGCAGGAGACCAAUUGAAGGGCGAGUGGUUAAUGCCAUGGGAAAGCAAUGGCAUGUGGAGCAUUUUGUUUGUGCAAAGUGUGAAAAGCCUUUCCUUGGCCAUCGCCAUUAUGAGAGAAAGGGGCUGGCUUACUGCGAGACUCACUACAAUCAGCUUUUUGGAGAUGUCUGUUUCCAUUGCAACCGUGUAAUUGAAGGAGAUGUUGUCUCUGCUUUGAACAAGGCAUGGUGUGUGAACUGUUUUGCAUGUUCUACUUGCAACACCAAGUUAACACUCAAGAACAAGUUUGUGGAGUUUGACAUGAAACCUGUCUGUAAGAAAUGCUACGAGAAGUUUCCUCUGGAGUUAAAGAAAAGGCUUAAGAAGCUCUCGGACACCUUGGCAAGAAAAUAAGUACAUCGUUCCUGUAUUCAUCCGAAGAGGGGGAGCAGCAUAUGAUGUGCUAGUCCGAGGCGUAUUGGUCAUAAAUCCUACUUGACAUUGUUCUAUUCACUGAGGCUGUUACAUGCACUAACCUUCACUGCAAGCAUUUAUCUGCAUGAAAGCUGCAUUAUUGUUGCCUUGCAUAGGCUGUUUAUUACCUCACCCUAUUGUCUAAAUAACAAGCUACAUUGUUUAUUUUGUGGUACUUUACUUGCUUUGUUCUGCAGGCCAACACAUCGCAGCAACUGAAAACAAAAUGAUUUGCCAUUCAGUAAGAUCCACGUUCUGUCUUCAGCUGCAGAGGAAUACGGCAUAUCUCUGCUUUCUCAGAGUUGUCCAGGAACAGAGUAAUGGCAAACUGUAGACUGCUUCAUGUUCUUUAAAAGCCCCUAGAAACAGUAUUUGAAUGAAGCACUUGCACAUCCUUUGCCUCUAUACUGUGGGGGUUGAAGGAUUAUUCCUUAUAGUAUUAGCAGGACAAAUGCAUCAGUUCUUUCCAAACUCUUAAGGUUACCUGCCUCUCAGAGCAAAUAAAUACAUGUUUAUUGAGUGAAGGGAGGGGGUCUAUGCCGACAUUGCAGAAAAGGGUUCAUCCCCCUCUUUAUACAGUUUUUUUUGAGUAUACAGCUCAAGAAAUCUAAUGUUGUUGGACAUGUAGUAAAUAAUUAUUUAAUACAAUUUUGUUGCCAUCUAAAGUGGUCACUUAAAGAUGAACUCCAGUGAUUCAGUUACUUUGUAAAAUGUGGUGGAUUAGUAGGGGUUAAGCCUAGGAGUAUGUCACCUUGUGAACUUAUCUAUUUAAUUUACAGUUUGUUUUUUCUGAGUGCCAGGAGAAUAACUAUCACUAUGGUUCCAGAGCUCCAAUGCUGGACCCUCUGGUCUAAGCUCCUGGGGCUGCUUUGCGCACCCCUCUCCUCCUGCCCAAUCACAGAGCACUUUGUAUUAAGUGAACGCAUUCACAGAAUAUAUAGGCUUCGAUGAAUGAACAGCGGAGGGGAGGGACAGGCAGAGCUGUUACUGUACGAGAGAGCAACGUCUCUCCUGUCUGAGCCCAGGAAAUAUCGUGAUGGCUGCAAUCCCCAAGCGCUGUGAAACUGUCAGAUGUAACUAAUAGUGACGGUAAAUUACCUUCUUUUUUUUAAAAAAAAUUACCUGUUCUACUUACCUGCUCUGUGCAAUAGUUUUGCACAGAGCAGCCCCGAUCCUCCUCUUCCUUAUGGGGUCCCCUGCUGGCUCUUCUCCCUUUCUCAUGUGGGCUCGGUCUUGAGCAAGGCUUUGUCUCACCAUAGAAACAUUCUGCCUUUUUAGAAACAAUUUAAAGAGGUGUGGCAUGCACCUCAUUGGACUUAACUCAUAGUAUGUCAACACAUUUUACAAAGCGGCUGCAUUCCUCAAGUUCAGCUUUAGGCAAAUAUAUGACAACCUUUAAUCAUGUUAUAUAUUCAAUAAAAGCCUGAAAAUUGAAUUG
Rana temporaria (common frog) is the source of this 2767-nucleotide messenger RNA. It is a transcript of the gene LIMS1, whose product is annotated as LIM zinc finger domain containing 1. The record is from RefSeq and is a predicted model, not a curated record. The transcript is spliced from 10 exons. Gene Ontology annotation, cellular component: cell-cell junction; cytoplasm; focal adhesion. Gene Ontology annotation, biological process: positive regulation of integrin-mediated signaling pathway; cell-cell adhesion; cell-cell junction organization. Bases 100 to 1269 code for a protein of 389 amino acids. Lineage: Eukaryota; Metazoa; Chordata; Amphibia; Anura; Ranidae.